Andrographis paniculata is the source of this 4617-nucleotide messenger RNA. RefSeq names its product protein EIN4-like. Gene Ontology annotation, molecular function: phosphorelay sensor kinase activity; ethylene binding; ethylene receptor activity. The record is from RefSeq and is a predicted model, not a curated record. The transcript has 4 exons. Bases 566 to 2857 code for a protein of 763 amino acids. Gene Ontology annotation, cellular component: endoplasmic reticulum; endoplasmic reticulum membrane. NCBI's taxonomy places the organism in Eukaryota, Viridiplantae, Streptophyta, Magnoliopsida, Lamiales, Acanthaceae. Gene Ontology annotation, biological process: response to ethylene; phosphorelay signal transduction system.
GAUUUGGCCAAAUUUGUCGUCUCGCUCUAGAUUUUCUGUGUUUUGUUUCUCCCCUUCUCCUUCUCUCUCCCUACGAGGAGAGUCGAAGUUGCAGUCUGAAGUAAUUUCGGUUUUUAAUUUUGAGCAUAUUGUUGGGGGAGAAGGGAAAGUGAAGAAGUCGUGAUGUGUAAUCUUCUCCGGAGGCUACGUACAGAUGCAAAUGCGUUUACGGAAGCUACAGCUUGAUUUUUGUUGGGUUUUUUCGGCAGUGGAAUGCAAUAGGUUCGGCGCUUAUUUAUUUCUGACGGUUUGGCUUCCAGAACAGAAGAAGAAUUAGGAAUUUUAAUCUCCUCUAUUGAUUUAAUCAGUAUAAGAUCUGAAGAACAGCGGUUCUGCAUUUUUUAUUGGUUUUGAUUUGAUCGAAGGUUAUCGAAAUUAUUGCAGCCAAUUCUUUCAUAAAUUUGUGGUAGGGAGUGGUCAAUUUUCAGUGUCCUUGUAGAGUUGCAUUGGGAAGCUAAACAAGAUAAAAAGAGGGGGGGUGUCAAUUAGGGCAAAUGGAUUGAGGAAUUUCUUCAUUUUGGAUACAAUGUCGAAGAACUUGGCAUAUGUCUUGCUGUUUUUAUCAUUCUUUCUAUCGGUAGCUGCGGAAGACGAUGAUGUUUUCCGGUGUAAUUGCGAUGAGGUUGGGUUCUGGAGCAUUGAGGGCAUUCUGGAGUGCCAAAAAGUUAGCGAUUUCUUGAUUGCAGUAGCGUACUUCUCGAUCCCGAUCGAGCUGCUUUACUUCGUCACCUGUUCGAGCUUUCCGUUCAAGUGGGUGCUUUUUCAGUUCAUCGCGUUCAUCGUGCUGUGCGGGCUGACUCAUCUGCUCAACGGAUGGACUUACGGGCCUCACUCGUUUCAGCUAAUGCUAGCCCUCACGGUCGCGAAAUUCCUUACGGCGUUAGUCUCGUUUGCGACGGCUAUAACGCUCGUGACGCUCAUUCCGUUGCUGCUUAAGAUCAAGGUGCGGGAGUUUAUGCUUCAGAAAAAGACGUGGGAUCUUGAUCGGGAGGUUGGAAUUAUAAAGAAACAGAAAGAGGCUGGUUUGCACGUUCGUAUGCUGACACAAGAGAUCCGAAAAUCCCUCGAUCGCCACACAAUUCUGUACACUACUCUCGUCGAGCUUUCGAAGACGCUGGAUUUAAAGAAUUGUGCUGUUUGGAUGCCUAAUCAAGGCCGGACGGAAAUGCACCUUACUCAUGAGCUCGAUGAGAAGAAAUUCUCGAACAUUUAUCGCCCUCCGAUCCCGACAAGCGACCCGGAGGUGAGAAUGAUUAAGGGAAGCGAUCGAGUGAAAUUACUCGAUCCCGAGGGACCCCUCGCCUUCGAAAGCAGUGGAGGAGUUGGCGAGCCGGGAUCUGUAGCUGCGAUCAGGAUGCCGAUGCUUAGGGUAUCGAAUUUCAAAGGAGGGACGCCGGAAAUGGUUCCGGCCUGUUACGCGAUUCUUGUUUUGGUCCUUCCGGAAGGGCAAAGUCGGUUUUGGAGCAAACAAGAACUCGAUAUUGUAGAAGUCGUCGCUGAUCAAGUUGCCGUAGCACUUUCACAUGCUUCGGUGCUCGAAGAAUCUCAAUUAAUGAGAGAGAAGCUUGCGGAUCAAAACCGAGCGCUGGAACAAGCCAAACAGAAUGCGCUAAUGGCGAGUCAAGCACGGAAUGCGUUUCAGAUAGUGAUGAGCGACGGUUUGCGAAGGCCUAUGCACUCGAUUCUCGGUCUGCUUUCCGUUUUGCAGGAUGAAAAGUUGGGUAAGGAGCAGAAGCUUCUAGUCGACACCAUGAUUAUGACCGGCAAUGUUCUUUCGACCUCGAUAACCGAUGUAAUGGAUACUUCGACGAAGGAUAACGGAAAAUUUCCUUUGGAGAUGAGGUCUUUUACAUUACAUUCGACGAUUAAACAAGUCGCUUGCCUCUCAAAGUGCCUCAGUUCUUACAAGGGUUUUGGUUUCGUGAUUGAUGUCGAUAAAUUCUUGCCGAAUCAAGUUAUUGGCGACGAAAGAAGAGUGUUUCAGGUCAUAUUGCACAUGAUCGGUCAUAUCUUGAAUGCAAGCAAAGGAAGCGGGGUUCUUAACUUACGAGUCUAUUCAGCGAACGGUGGAAGUCAGGGAUCGAACGAGCAAAGAUGGAAUCGUUGGGGGCCGAAUUCUUCUGACGGAUAUGCAUGGAUCAAGCUCGUUGCUGGUAUUUUCCAUUCUCGAUCUCUUCCAGACAAUGCGCUUCCUGUAAUUCCGUCUGUCGAGCAAACAUACAUUGCUGGAAUUGAAGAAAACCUGAGCUUUGAUGCAUUCAAGAAACUAGUUCAGUUGAUGCAAGGGGAUGUUCGUGUGAUCCCGAAUCAAGAAGGGUGCGACCAAAGCAUGUCUCUUGUAUUACGGCUUCAAACCCGAGCAUCUUUUCCGGCGGGAGUAUCAGAUUACGGCGAAUCGUCCGAUCACGUGUCCAACUCUCUUCUAAGAGGCCUGAACAUUCUUUUAGCCGACGCCGACGACGUGAAUCGAGCUGUAACGCGGAAACUGCUUGAAAAACUGGGUUGCAUCGUUACUGCUGUUUCGUCCGGUUACGAAUGCCUUAGUGCUCUCGGUCCCGCCGUAUCUUCGUUCCAAUUCGUGCUUCUGGAUCUCCACUUGCCGGGUUUAGAUGGGUUCGAAGUUACGAUGCGAAUCCGCAAGUUCCGAAGCCGUAGCUGGCCGCUUAUUGUUGCCCUGAGCUCGAGCGACGAUGGAGACACGAGGGACAAAUGCGUGCAAAUCGGAAUGAACGGCGUAAUUCAAAAGCCGGGUUCGUCUCAGGAGAUCGCCUACGAACUUAAGCGUGCGCUGCUUCACGCAAACCGACUUCUCCCCUGAAUUGCGUAGCUCGCCUCGUUCCCGAUUAUAAAUACGGCAAAAAGGUCAAGUUCGAUCGCCCGUGUUGUUAUGACGUAGGGCGAAUCAAAACUUGGGACUUUGUUGAGCGAAAGCCGAUGAUGAUGUUAAUCGAGAAUGAUAGUGAAAAAUGGUAUAGAAAUUCCAGCUUCUCUCGGGUUUUGUUGAUCGAUCUUCGGAGCAAUUCUUGUUCUUACAUUACGCCGAUUGGGUUUUUGCGUUGUUCUUAGCUCUAACUGACCUAAGUCUCCCUCCGGGAGUCGGAUUACUUGGUUUGUGUUUGUCUGUGCAGGCGAGUUUGAUCGUUUUAGUACUAAAAUGGCGAAAGGUUUCAUUUUUCUUGCGCGCCGGGGAUUGAAGGUGAAGGUUAAAUUUAUUUGCAUUCGAUGCUCGUUGACUGAUAAAAGAUCUAUUCUGAAACAGGUCACAGCCGAGACCGAGACGAGCGAUGGUACCGUCCCCGGACCGGCCCGGAAUGUUUGAGGUAUGUAUCGUAAAUUUAGAGCUGUUAAUGAGCGAGCCGAACCAAAUUUUAAGUGUUCGUUAACGUUUGCGAGCAAGAUUUGUGUUUGUUCGUUAAGCUUUCGAGUUCGUUCGUAGUGUUCGAGCUCGGCUCGUUAAAAAUUUUGGUUGUUUGAGCUCGUAUUCGUGUCUGGCUCGGUUAAGCUCGUUCGAGCUCGUUUGUCUCACUUUUUUUUAAUUUAUAUAUAAAUUAAAAAGAAAAAUUUAAAAUUAUUUUAUUUGUAUAUUUUAAAUUAAUAUUUUAUUUUAUUUAUAAAUUAUAAUUUUAUACGUAUAAAUAAUAUUUAUAAUAAAUAUGUUAUUUAAACGAACAUUCGCAAACAAAGUUCGGGCUCGUUCGUUAACCAAACGAGUCUGUUUAUGUUGUUCAGCUCGGCUCGUUAAUGUUCGUGAACGAGCUUUAUUCGAACCGAACCGUUCCGAGUUCACGAACGGCUCGGUUCGUUUAACGGUUCUAAUUGUAACCAUAAUCUAAUCUUAUUUAUUGCGAACUUUAAAAAGGUUGUCCUUGUCCUCCUAUUGUCUGAACUGGUUCAAUGCUUCUUCUUCCAUUAUUGUUUCUCACACUAGAUGUUUGCCUAGUGUGCCCAUGUCGAUAACUAAUAAUAGUCUACACAACAUAUGUCAUUAUUGAUCUCAAUACAUCACAUAUUAGUAGACAUACAAUUUAGGUUAAUAUAACAUAAUAAAUUAUAUGAAUGGAUAUAUAUGACAAUAUUCCAAACAAUAUAUAUCACAAUUGAUCUUGUUACAUAUUAAGGGUGUGUUUGUCUAGAAAAUUGGAUUUUAAAUGCACUAUUCAUAUAAUUUUCUCCCUCCCCUAAAAUAUUAAAUCAAACACUUAUUUUUUAUUUUUUAUACUAUACUAAAAAUCAAUUUAAUAUUCAAAAUAUCACAUCAAUAUAUAUUUAUAUCACAGUAUACGACUAUUCAAAUUCAAAAGUUUACUGUUAAGAUCUCAGCUCAAAAUUCAAACUUUCAAACAAUAGAAUUAUAACACAAUAUAUAAUAUAUAAUUACAUUGUACUGAUUGAAGUUAGUCAGUAUGAUGUUGAUUUGUCGAUUUGUCCUGAUCAAGACUGUAAUUGGCCAAAAUAUAUAAUAUAUGAUGAGAGCAAAGCAUGUGGUUUUUGUGGAUCAAAAUUCUUGUUGAGGAAGCAUAAUGUGUGUAGGCACUAUAUAAUGAAUUUCUUCCUUAUUUGAACUUCAAACUUGGGGCC